CCGGCAGCUGCCCGGCGCUGUCAGCGCCUGUCCCGCACGGAGCUGGGCUGCAGCGGCUGCAGAGCCACAGGGGCCGGGGCUGCGGGGAGCGCAGAGCUCCCGGAGGCUGCGCUUGUCUCCGCAGCUGCUGCCGCAGCCCUGGGGAGCGGGGACAGCGCAGCCAGAGCCGGCACCGCCCUGCUGAGCCUCGGGGUCCCGCGGGGCCGGCACCGGCAGUAGUGACCUCGCAUCGUGUCCCUUUCAGGGUGCCACCACCGCGGGUGUAAAGCUGUUCCCGAGGCGAUCUCCGAGGGGCUUUGUCUACACUCCUGAUGGCUGGGGAGACAGAUCUGUUACCUCCAGGAAUAACUAUUACCUUCAGCUCGACACAUCCUGACCAGGAGCUGGAGGAGAAUGAAUUGUGCACCAUUCAUGGAGUUGAGCAGUUCGUGCAUCUCCAGGAGGGUCCAGCAGCCAGGGUUCCACACUUGCCUGGGGUGCAAGAGACCAAUUCUGAGCGUGAAGUGAGUGAAGAUGUGGAGAAUGGAUUCUGCAGCACUGAUGGGAGUGUGAGGGAGCCCCUGCGUCCCCAGGGCACAUCAGCGACCAGCAAUGAACACAAAAGGAUCCUCAGAAGAUUCCUGGGUGAAUGGUUCAGCUCCCAUCCCGUGCUCACGGCGGUGCUGAUUCUGCUGCUCCUGGUGCUGGUGCUGGCUUUGGGGGUGGCCUUGGCUGUGCAGUCAGCACCACAGGUUCCAGUCACACCUGCGACUCCGCAGUUGGUUCUGGGCUGUCCCCGUGGCUGGGUUGGGUCCAAUGGGGUCUGCUACUACUUGUCAAGGGAUUACAGGAGCUGGGAUUCGGCUCAGGAACAGUGCUCGGAGCUCGGGGCCUCCCUGGCCAUUCUCCAGGAUGAGGCCAUGGUGAGUGAGGGGUUGCGGGCGGUGUGGGGUGGCUGA
This is a messenger RNA of Lonchura striata (white-rumped munia), 938 nucleotides long. NCBI's taxonomy places the organism in Eukaryota, Metazoa, Chordata, Aves, Passeriformes, Estrildidae. The record is from RefSeq and is a predicted model, not a curated record.